Messenger RNA from Suillus paluster, 939 nucleotides. RefSeq lists its product as uncharacterized. The record is from RefSeq and is a predicted model, not a curated record. The transcript has 15 exons. Bases 1 to 939 code for a protein of 312 amino acids. NCBI's taxonomy places the organism in Eukaryota, Fungi, Basidiomycota, Agaricomycetes, Boletales, Suillaceae.
AUGGGUGUUCUGGAUAAUACUUUCGGAGCGUUCUUGAUUGGGGUUGUAGUCUCUGCCACGCUCUACGGUGUCACUUGCGUGCAGACAUGGUACUACUUUAGCCGGUAUCCCUCGGACCCGUGGUACAUCAGGCUCUUAGUUGGUGUUGUACUUCUAUCAGACACGGUGCAUCAAGCUUUGAUUACACACACCGUGUAUACAUAUCUUGUCACCGACUUCGGCGUUGCCAGCGACCUCGGGAAUCUUGUGUGGAGUCUAAUUGUUGAAGUUUUAUUCAAUGGCCUCACAGCGCUUAUGGUUCAAUGCUUCCUUACCAUGCGUGUCUACAGACUAAGCAACAAGAGCAUAGUUGCAACCGCGUCUGUGCUGUCCCUUGUCAUUGGUGAAUUUAUCCUUGUUGUCGUAUACGUUGGGAAAGCUGUCCAUAUGACGACCUUCGUAGAACUCACCACGCUCAAGCCAUUGUCGAUGUCUGUGAACGCUCUCGCAGCUGCUGGAGAUGUCCUUAUCGCUGUAUUCCUCUGCACACUCCUUCAACAAUCUCGCACUGGUUUCCGGAGGUCCGACACCAUGAUCAAUAAGCUCAUUCUGUUCAGCAUCAACACCGGUCUCCUCACCAGCAUUUGCGCGGUCAUGUCACUCAUUUCUAUUACAGUGUGGCCUAAUACCUUCAUUUACAUCUCAUUCUAUUUCUGCUUGGGUCGUCUUUACUGCAAUUCCCUGUUGGCAACUCUUAAUGCUCGCAAGAGUCUUCGUGGCGAUUCUCGUGACGAAAACAUGACGCUUUCGCUACAAGGAAUUCAGAAAACUUCUACUAGCAUCGGUACUUCGCAAAGGCGCUUGCCGAACAACAUUUCAAUUAAGAUCGAUACCACGCAGGAGUACGUCCGAGACGAGUACUCGUCUGCAACCGAACUUAAAAGUGCUCAGGCAGUCUAA